AUGCUCUCCUUCACAAGGGUCCUCAUCGCCGGCCUGGCAACUCUCGGUGCCGUUCAGGCCCUCCCGCAGGCUGUUCCUGUCUCAACUUCCGUCGUGCCUACUCCUGUUCCUGCUCCAACCCCCGCUACGCCUGCCCCUGCACCAGACCAGACCCAACUCUUCCGCGACCUUUUCACAGCUCCCACAGCGAUCAAGCGUUUCCAACGGCUUCUUACUCAGGGCGGAACUCUCCUCACUGGCGAAGCUCUGCAGAAGCUCAUAGUCUUCAACUUCAACGGUGCUACACCUGCGAAUGGCGCGAAAGGAGGCGCUACAAAGGCAGCUAACAUCGAGACCUUUCCCAUCCUCACUGGCCUCGGCAUCUCCACCACCCUCGGCUUCCUCGAGGCCUGCGGUAUCAACACUCCCCAUGUUCACCCCCGCGCCACCGAGUUCCUGACUCUCGUCUCCGGCUCCAACCUGAAGUUUGGCUACGUCCUCGAGAACGGCCUCGUGGCUUCUCCCCAAUCACCCGAGAUCGCCGGCGUUCUAGACCAGUUUCAAGGCACUGUCUUCCCCAUGGGUUCGAUUCACUUCCAGUUCAACGACGCGUGUGAGAAUGCUACCUUUGUUGCAUCGCUGAACAACGAAGACCCCGGCACGAGCCAGGUCGCGCAGAACUUUUUUGCGCUGAAUGCGGGCGUUGUGAACGCAACCUUGGGCUUCCCGAAGACGAUUGAUGGAAAGAACAUUGAGGAGUUCAGGAAGAUGAUCCCAGCCAACCUUGCACAGGAUGUGGACAACUGCCUUGCCAAGUGCAAGAGCUAUUAA
Messenger RNA from Dothidotthia symphoricarpi CBS 119687, 810 nucleotides. RefSeq lists its product as uncharacterized. Gene Ontology annotation, cellular component: cell wall. The record is from RefSeq and is a predicted model, not a curated record. Gene Ontology annotation, molecular function: manganese ion binding. The transcript has 2 exons. Bases 1 to 810 code for a protein of 269 amino acids. Lineage: Eukaryota; Fungi; Ascomycota; Dothideomycetes; Pleosporales; Dothidotthiaceae.